UUCUUACCAAGCAAAUGAAAUAUGGCAAUUGAAAGCUAUUUUAGGUUAAGUUUCCUACUGAUAACUAUUUGUAGUACUGUAGCUACUACACCCAAUUACGACGCUGCUUUUCUUAAUCGCAGCAGUUUCCCAGCAGGUUUCCUUUUUGGCACAGCAUCAUCAGCUUACCAGUAUGAAGGUGCAGCAAAUGAAGGUGGCAGAGAACCAAGCAUAUGGGAUACUUACACUCACAGAUAUCCAGAGAGGAUAAAGGACGGUAGCAAUGGAGAUGUGGCCAUCGAUUCAUAUCAUCGAUAUAAGGAAGAUGUGGGGAUUAUGAAAGAGAUGGGCUUAGAUGCUUACAGAUUUUCAAUCUCAUGGCCUAGAAUAUUACCAAAAGGGAAGCUAAAGGGAGGCGUGAAUAGAGAAGGAAUCAAAUACUAUAACAAUCUUAUCGAUGAGCUUCUAGCCAAAGGUAUUCAACCCUUCAUAACUCUCUUCCAUUGGGAUCUUCCCCAAGCCUUGCAAGACGAGUAUGGUGGAUUUCUUAGUUCUAAGAUUGUGGAUGAUUUUCAAGACUAUGCGGAAGUAUGCUUUAAAAAUUUUGGAGAUCGAGUGAAGCAUUGGAUCACUCUAAACGAACCAUGGGGCUUUAGCAAUAAUGGCUAUGCCACAGGCAUUUUUGCACCAGGUCGAUGUUCAAGCUGGCAACAAUUGAAUUGUACUGGUGGAGAUUCAGCUACAGAGCCAUAUAUUGUGGGGCACAACUUGCUUCUUGCUCAUGCUGCUGCAGUGAAAACGUACAAGAACAAGUAUCAGGCAACUCAGAAGGGAAAGAUAGGAAUUACACUAGUGACACACUGGUUUGUGCCCUUCUCAAAUGAUAAGCAUGAUCAACAUGCUGCAAAACGAGCCCUGGAUUUCAUGUUUGGAUGGUUCAUGGACCCAUUGAUAUUCGGUGACUAUCCAAACACGCUAAGAUCUCUGGUUGGGGAUCGAUUACCCAAAUUUUCAGAGGAGCAAUCAAAAAUGGUGAAAGGGUCAAUUGAUUUUCUUGGAUUGAAUUAUUAUACUGCUAAAUAUGCAGCCUAUCUCCCUUACUCUAAUGCUAUUCAAGCUAGCUAUUUGACUGAUGCUCAUGCUAAUCUUUCCGCCGACCGUCAUGGAAUUCCUAUUGGUCCUCAGGCUGCUUCUGAUUGGCUCAAUGUUUAUCCAAGAGGAAUUCGAGAUCUUUUGCUCUACACAAAAAAGAAGUACAAGAAUCCCCUUAUUUACAUCACUGAAAAUGGUGUUGAUGAGUAUAACAAUGGCACGCUAACGCUGGAGGAAGCACUUAUGGACAACAUGAGGAUUGAUUUCUACUUUCGCCAUCUUUCUUUCCUUAAAAAGGCAAUCAAGGAAGGUGCAAAUGUGAAGGGAUACUUUGCAUGGUCAUUAUUGGAUAAUUUUGAAUGGGAAAUGGGUUACAGUGUGCGCUUUGGAAUUCAUUAUGUGGAUUACAAAAAUGGAUUGAAAAGAUAUCCCAAACAUUCAGCUCUAUGGUUCAAGAACUUCCUCAAGAAAUAGAUAUACAUAUAGGAAUUAUGCUGUUGUUGAAGGAAUAAAUAACAUAGAGAUUAUGCUUACUUGAGAAAUAAAAAUUAUAUUUAUCAAGAAAUUUCUCUGUAAAUUAAUGUUCUUCAACUAAAUAAUGCUGGAAGUUAUAUAGGUGCUUCCAUUCUUAAUUUGUCCCAAUUAUCCUGCUAUUAAAUAUAUAAAUAAAAUAUAUAUCUACAUUUAUUAA
Hevea brasiliensis (rubber tree) is the source of this 1762-nucleotide messenger RNA. Its product is annotated as beta-glucosidase 12-like. The record is from RefSeq and is a predicted model, not a curated record. Gene Ontology annotation, molecular function: beta-glucosidase activity. The transcript has 13 exons. Gene Ontology annotation, biological process: carbohydrate metabolic process. Bases 22 to 1545 code for a protein of 507 amino acids. Lineage: Eukaryota; Viridiplantae; Streptophyta; Magnoliopsida; Malpighiales; Euphorbiaceae.